CCUGCAUGUUGGGUGGCGGCCCUGUGCCCAAGGGCUCCACUGCUUCCCCGCAUUCAGGGUCCUGGUGGAUGGCCCCUAGCUGUGGCCCCAGCGUCUGCUGUCUUACCCCUGUCCACAUCCCCCCUCCCAGACCCAAGGCCCUGCUCCUGGCCCCAGAUCUAGGGGGCAGUAAGGGGCAUGGACAGGGGUUAGAGGGGUGCAGCUCAGCACCCCCCAUUCCAAAAACUGUUCCAGCGCCACUGUGCAGGGAGGGCUGGUGAGGGGAAAUUCCCAGUGGAGUUGCUGGCUCCCCGGGGGAGUCUAUAUCCCAGAGCCUCCGUUAUUCCGAAUCGGGCCCAGAUCCUCAAAGAUAUUUAGCCUCCUAACGUCCAUUGAAAUAUCCCCCUUGCAACCAGUGCUGACCCCAGGGCCCCAAAUCACUGGAAGUUAGGAGCCUAAAUACCUUGGGCCUGGGCUGUGGUGCACAGAGCCAGCAGGGAUGGGCUCACUCCUCAGAAAAAUUUCACAGUGUUUCCCGAUCUGGGAAGUUAAUGGGUUAAAACCACCAAUCUCCCAAACCUGCCUGUGCCAGAAGCGGGGACUGUAAUAGCGCUGGGACCUUCCUGUCCAGCCCCCUGCAUCCUGGACUCAGAGUCACUCUUGUGCAUCCCUGCACCAUUCCCAGGCUCUACUUGAGUCUUGCUUGCAGUUUGGUCAAGCUGGGCAGGAAGUGGUCUCAGACAAGAUGGAUUCCCUGAGCCUCCAGCUGGUGCGACUGAAGGGUGUAUCCCAGGAGGAACUUCCAGGGCCGUGGAGCGUGCCGUCCCAGGAGUCCCGUGAGCGGCGGGAAAGGGAUCACCUUCCACUCCAGAUAUUCAAGGAGGAGAGCGACGACGAGCAGGAGUCUGUGUCAUCAACCCCCAUGGUCGCCUUCCAGGCGCUGGUGGGGUUCGAGGAAGUGGCCGUGUAUUUCUCCUGGGAGGAGUGGGGGCUCCUGGACGAAGGGCAGAGGCAGCUCUACAGGGACGUCAUGCAGGAGAAUUACCAGACUCUGAUCUCGCUGGGAGUCUCUGUCCCUGACCCAGCUGCAAUCUCCCGGAUGGAGCGAGGGGAAGAACCGAGGGUCCUGGAUCUCCAGGGCUCCGAGGAAAGGGAGAUCAUGAGAGGCGCCGGCGCAGGUGCCGGGAGGGAAAACCCCCGACAGGAAGGGCCUGCAGGAGUGGAGCUGCACAAGACAUCCCAGAGCCCGGAGCAGGAAGAGGCAUCCGGUGACAUGGGAUGGCAGCAGGGGAAGCCAUCUCAGCAGGAAAGACCCAAGACCUGUGGUCACCUGCGGGCAAGAGAGGGGCCCAUCAUCUGCGGGGAUUGUGGGAAAAGCUUUGGGAAGAGCUCGGAGUUGGUCAAACACCAGCGCACCCACACAGGCGAGAGGCCCUACCAGUGCCCUGACUGUGGGAGGAGCUUUGCCAUCCGCUCCAACCUCCUCCGCCACCAGCGCAUCCACACUGGUGCUAGGCCUUACCCAUGUGCCGAGUGCGGGAAGAGUUUCCGCCACAAGGAGCACCUGACUCGCCACGGCCGCGUCCAUGCCGGGUUGAAGCCCUAUGUCUGCGCUCACUGUGGGGCAGCCUACAGCAGCCGCACCAACCUGCUGCGGCACCAGAAUGGCCACACAGGGGAGCUGCCAUACAAGUGCACGGAGUGCAGCCGGCGCUUCGGGGAGAUCGCCGCCCUGGUGGCGCAUCUGGUGAUGCACUCCGGGGAGCAGGCCCACAAGUGCCCCGAGUGUGGGAAGAGCUUCCGACGUGGCUCGUCGCUGACGGAGCACCGGCGGGUGCACACCGGGGAGAAGCCCCAUGUCUGCUCCCAGUGCGGGAAGGGGUUCAUGCGGCGCUCCAUCCUCAAUGGGCACUGGCGCACCCACACCGGCGAGCGGCCCAAUGCCUGCAGGGAGUGUGGCAAAGGGUUCACCCAGCGGUCGUCCCUGCUGCAACACCAGCGCACCCACCGGGGCGAAAGACCCUACCCGUGUGCCCAGUGUGGGAAGAGCUUCAGCCAGAGAUCAGCGCUGACCACCCACCAGCGGCUGCACACCGGGGAGCGGCCCUUCCACUGUGCCCAGUGCGGGAAGAGCUUCAACCAGAGCUCGGCGCUGAUCCAGCACCAUCGCACCCACACCGGUGAGACCCCCCAUCGCUGUGGGGACUGUGGGAAGGGCUUUGGGGACCGCUCGGCCCUCAAGCGGCACCGGCGCACCCACACGGGUGAGCGGCCCUACUGCUGCACCCAGUGCAGCAAGAGCUUCAAGCAGAGCUCGGCGCUGACGCAGCACAUUCGCAUCCACACUGGGGAGCGGCCCUACGUCUGCCCCCUUUGCGGGAGGGGAUUCUCUCAGGGCUCAGCUCUGGCACAGCACCAGAGGACUCAUGACAAGGAGAGGGGCCUGUCAGAUAUUCCCACUGCCAGCCGCCUGUACAGGGAUCCCUUCAUCCGGCCAGGGGAUGUGGAGGAGGGGCAACAGGGCUGCCCCUGGGGACACGGUGCACCCAGCCAGGCUGAAAGAGAAGCUGCAGUGAUAGAAUCAUAGAAAUGUAGGACUUGAAGAGACCUCAAGAAGUCAUCAAUUCCAGGCUCCUGCGCUGAGACAGGGCCAGGUAACCCUAUCCCUGGCAAGUGUAUGUCCCACCUGUUCUUAAAAACCUCCAGUGACGGGGAUUCCACAACCUCUCUCGGGAGCC
Messenger RNA from Chelonoidis abingdonii (Abingdon island giant tortoise), 2717 nucleotides. The record is from RefSeq and is a predicted model, not a curated record. Lineage: Eukaryota; Metazoa; Chordata; Testudines; Testudinidae.